UAUUGACAGUGGCAUCCAGUGCAAUAGCUGCCUUGCUUAUCCCAGGUGGCCGGACAGCUCAUUCCAGAUUUGCCAUCCCUCUUGACAUCAAUGAAGAUUCUACAUGUAACAUUAAGCAAGGCAGUCAUUUGGCAGAAUUGAUAAUAAAAUCAAAGCUCAUCAUAUGGGAUGAAGCUCCAAUGGCCCACAAGCAUUGCUUUGAAGCGGUUGAUAGGACAUUCCGAGACAUUCUCAGAUUUAGCCGAGGCGAUAGUUUGGAACGUCCAUUUGGAGGAAAGGUAGUUGUUUUCGGAGGUGAUUUUAGGCAAAUACUCCCAGUCAUACCGAAGGCGACACGACAACAAGUAGUUCAAGCUACAAUUAAUGCCUCUUAUCUUUGGCAGUUCUGUCGGGUUCUCACAUUGACAAAAAAUAUGAGGUUACAAAGUGGUGCUGCGGAUUGUGAUGUCAAUGCAAUCCAGCAAUUUUCUGAUUGGACGCUCAAAGUUGGGAAUGCAACCAUUGGCAAUGUCAUUGAUGGAGAUGAUGUUGUUGAUAUUCCGGAUGACAUGCUUAUUGCUACUACAGGUGACCCUCUUGCUUCUAUUGUUGAAAGCACGUAUCCUUCCCUGUUGGAAAAUAUGAGUGAUCCAACAUUUUUCCAGCAUCGGGCUAUUUUGGCACCGAGGAAUGAUGUGGUUGACACUAUAAAUGAUUACAUGAUAUCACUGAUGCCCGGAGAGAUGAAAACAUAUCUGAGUUUUGAUCGCCCGUGUUCUCAAAAUGGUACUCUGGGUAGUGCCGAUGAUGUGCAUACACCAGAGUUCCUUAACACCAUUAAUGCUUCGGGGAUACCAAAUCAUAAAUUGUGCCUCAAGGUCGGUGUUCCAAUUAUGCUAAUAAGGAAUAUAGACCAAUCUAAUGGCUUAUGCAAUGGGACGCGCUUAAUUGUUACUCAAAUGGGUACUCAUGUUUUGGAGGCGAAGGUUAUAACUGGCACUCGGUUAGGGGAAAGGGUUUUUAUUCCUAGACUAUCUUUGAUCCCAUCUGAUAGCCGAAUUCCUUUUAAGUUUCAGCGGCGCCAAUUCCCCGUGGUUGUUUCUUUUGCAAUGACGAUAAACAAAAGUCAAGGACAAUCGUUGAAACAAGUUGGGCUUUAUCUUUCAAAACCAGUUUUUUCCCAUGGACAAUUGUACGUUGCCGUGUCGAGGGUGACAUCAAGGGAGGGAUUAAAAGUUCUCAUUUGUGACGAAGAAGGUGGAACAAUGAAGACCACUAAGAAUGUGGUUUAUAGAGAAGUUUUCACAAACUUAGCAUAGGUUUCAACUAUGGAGAAGAUGCAACUAAAACAAUGGAGAUAUUGUGUGGAAAAAAACAUACCUCGAAGCCUGGCCUAAGAGAAUUCCUCAGCCCGUGAACCUAAUUCCACUCUCUUUCUUCUAC
This is a messenger RNA of Cuscuta epithymum, 1422 nucleotides long. Lineage: Eukaryota; Viridiplantae; Streptophyta; Magnoliopsida; Solanales; Convolvulaceae. The record is from the annotation of a GenBank genome assembly.